UAUCAUCUUUGGAAGAACAAAGCACUAGAAAACACAAAAUAAUAAUAAAAAAAAGAAAAGAAAAAAGAACAGCUUGAAAAGGAUGUAAAGGCAGCUCAGAUCUCUCUUCAACUCAAUGACAGAAGCAGAAACAGAUUUAGGAAAAAGCCAGAGACCCAUGUUUACAAAUCCACUUGUUUAUGCAAAUUUCAUCCAACAAAAAAUGAGGUGAAGAGCAUCCAUCAGUUCUAGUUAGUCGGUCCGGUCCUUUUGUACGUUCCAUUUCAUGGUCAAAUGAGGAGUGCCCAUCAGUUUGUCAACUUGCCUGAUUCUGCUCCGUUCUUUUGAUCCUAUCAUAGCUCGGAGUUUUGUAAUGGAAAGUGGGGAUUUUAUUCGUUUCCUGGGCUUUUUUGCACUGUCUAGCCUUUUUCUCUCAGAAAUCUGUACGGCUAGCAUUCGAAGUACUGGGUCGAUUGAUCCGGGUUUUCAAGGCACUCAAAUGAAUUGGAUCGACAAUAACGGGUUGUUUCUUGUCUCUAACAACUCAGCAUUUGGUUUCGGCUUUACAACUACCUCGGAUGUCACAUUGUUUCUGCUAGUUGUCGUGCACAUUGAUACUACGAAAGUAAUCUGGACCGCUAACAGGGGCUCCCCUGUUUCAAAUUCUGACCCCUUUGUGUUUGACAAAAACGGCAACGUGUUAUUACAGAAAGGAGGGAAUGUUGUUUGGACGACAAAUACCAGUGGCAAAGGCGUUUCUGCGAUGGUGUUGCAGGAUUCGGGAAAUUUGGUUUUGCAAGGGGAUGAUGGCAAAGUAAUGUGGCAGAGUUUUGCUCAUCCCACAGAUACCCUUAUUUCGGACCAAGAAUUUAGACAAGGAAUGAAACUUAUAAGCGAUCCUAGCUCUACUAACGUAAGCUAUAUUCUCGAGAUCAAGUCUGGCGACAUGAUCCUUUCGGCCGGUUACUCGACUCCGCAGCCAUAUUGGUCCAUGGGGAAAGACACGCGCAAAAACAUUAAUAAAAACGGUGGAGAGGUCACUUUAGCAACUAUUGAUACAAAUUCAUGGAGUUUGUUUGAUGAAAGCAAGGUCUUGUUGUGGCAAUUUAAAAUCUCAGACCCUAAUGAUGCAAAUGCCACUUGGAUUGCAGUGCUGGGAAAUGAUGGCGUUAUAUCUUUCUUCAAUCUCCAUGCUGGAAGGGCUGCAUCAUCAAUAAAGAUUCCAGAUGACCCUUGUGGUACACCAGAAGUUUGUCAGCCAUAUUUUGUUUGUUCAGCACCUUCGGACAGGACUAAGUGCCAGUGUCCAUCGGCGCUUGGUUCGGGCUCCUGUAAAACAGGUAUUAUCUCUCCUUGUGGUGAGAGAAAGGAAUCUGUAAGCCUCGUAGAUGCCGGAACUGGGCUCAAUUAUUUUGCACUCGACUACGUUUCUCCAUCAUCGAAAGCCAAUAUGGAUGGUUGCAAAGCGUCCUGCAUGAGUAAUUGUUCUUGCAUGGUUGCGUUCUAUGACAACAGCUCAAGGAACUGUUUCCUUUUUGACCAGGUUGGCAGCUUCCAAAACUCUAAUCAGCCGUCUAAUUUAGUUGCUUUUGUCAAAAUGUCGAGCAAUGCAAAUGGUGUAGGGAAUGGAGGCGGCAACAAAAGCUUCCCAUAUGUUGCGAUUAUAGUAGUUUCUACGGUUCUUGUUAUUUUGGGCUUACUCUUUGUGUCAUAUCGAUACUACAAGAAAAAGAAAAAGGUUCCAGGAUCUCCUGAUGAUUCUUCAGAAGAGGAUAUCUUCUUGGAGAGUUUAACUGGGAUGCCUACUCGGUUCACUUACAAUGACCUCCGGGUUGCUACAAAUAGCUUCUCGGUUAAGCUCGGGCAUGGAGGAUUUGGUUCAGUAUACCGAGGAAUUCUUGCGGACGGAACUCAAAUUGCUGUGAAGAAACUGGAAAGCAUCGGGCAGGGAAAGAAAGAAUUUCGAGCUGAAGUCGGUAUUAUUGGCAGUAUCCAUCAUGUUCACCUGGUGAGAUUGAAAGGCUUUUGUGCCGAAGGAAGCUAUCGACUUCUUGCUUACGAAUACAUGGCCAAUGGUUCCUUAGAUAAAUGGAUCUUCAAAACAAACAGAGAAGAAGAACCCUUGCUGGAUUGGAGAACAAGAUUCAAUAUUGCAGUAGGAACGGCGAAAGGGCUAGCUUAUCUCCAUGAAGAUUGUGAUGCAAAGAUUGUGCAUUGCGACAUAAAGCCAGAAAAUGUAUUGCUUGACGACCACUUCCUAGCCAAAGUCUCGGAUUUUGGCUUGGCAAAGUUAAUGACUCGAGAGCAAAGCCAUGUUUUCACCACUCUAAGGGGAACCAGAGGGUACCUUGCACCUGAGUGGAUCACAAACUACGCAAUAUCAGAGAAGAGCGACGUUUACAGCUAUGGUAUGCUACUGCUCGAAAUCAUCGGCGGAAGAAAAAACUUCGAUCCGGGAGAAUCUUCAGAGAAAUCUUAUUUUCCAUCCUACGCUUUCAAGAUGUUAGACGAAGGGAAGCUGAGAGACAUCCUCGAUUCGAGGCUGAAUCUGGAAGGGGAAGAUGAGAGAGUUUACACUGCUAUCAAAGUUGCAUUAUGGUGCAUACAAGAAGAUAUGCACUUAAGGCCAUCAAUGACCAAAGUUGUUCAAAUGCUAGAGGGUCUCUCCCCUGUUACAAAGCCACCAAUGUCUUCUCCAUUAGGAUCUCGCCUUUAUUCAAGUUUCUUUAAAUCGAUGACCACGAGCGGAGAGGGCACAUCCUCGGCCUCCGCCUCCGCCUCCGCCUCGGGGCCAUCAGACUGCAACAGUGAUGCUUAUCUUUCAGCCGUGCGGCUUUCUGGUCCAAGAUAACAAUGGCUUAAAUAGGAGAGUUUACUGGAAUUAUUCCGUAGAUUUGUAUGAUGUAUCAUGUUUAGCGUCUCAUCUGGCCUGUAUAGUCGUUAGAUUAUUACUAAAAAUUUUUGUAAUACCAGCUAUUAGCUAAUACAAGUUUUAAGUCUUAUUAGUUUUGAUUA
Messenger RNA from Gossypium raimondii (Peruvian cotton), 2994 nucleotides. Its product is annotated as G-type lectin S-receptor-like serine/threonine-protein kinase SD2-5. Gene Ontology annotation, biological process: protein phosphorylation. The record is from RefSeq and is a predicted model, not a curated record. Lineage: Eukaryota; Viridiplantae; Streptophyta; Magnoliopsida; Malvales; Malvaceae. The transcript has 3 exons. Gene Ontology annotation, molecular function: ATP binding; protein serine/threonine kinase activity. The coding region runs from base 353 to 2830 and encodes 825 amino acids.